CUGCUUCUGUUUUCUGACAGAGAAAAAAAAAGCUCCAGAGGAGAAUCUCUGAGGAGGCUGAGUUUAGAAACUUCUACCCGGCUUUGGAGUGACGCUGGCCGGCGGGAAGGAUCUGGAGCACCGGGGUCUGAAACAUGGGCCUCCUGGCGAGGGUCAGGAAAGAGUGGUUCAUUAUCGGGAUAGUGCUGGUCAUCUUAUCCGCCAAACUGCAGCCGAGCAUCGGUGUGAGAGGAGGUCCAUUAAAGCCGGAAAUCACCAUCGCUUACUUCGCUGUCUCGCUCAUAUUCUUCAACAGCGGCCUGUCACUGAAAACAGAGGAGCUGACCAGUGCGCUGCUUCACGUUCGACUGCACCUCUUCGUCCAGUCCUUCACCCUCGUCUUCUUCCCGCUCGCUGUCUGGCUGCUGCUCCGAGUCCUCUCUCUCAGCAGCAUCGACCAAUGGCUGCUCAGAGGGUUACAGACUGUGAGCUGCAUGCCCCCCCCGGUCUCUUCGGCCGUUAUCCUCACCAAGGCUGUCGGAGGCAACGAGGCUGCUGCCAUCUUUAACUCAGCAUUCGGGAGUUUCCUGGGGAUCAUCGUCACCCCGCUGCUGCUGCUGCUCUUUCUCGGCUCCUCCUCCUCCGUCCCGUUCUCCUCCAUCUUCUCUCAGCUCUUCAUGACGGUGGUGGUUCCUCUCAUCCUCGGUCAGGUGUGUCGGGGCUUCCUCAGAGAGUACCUGGACAGGAGGAAGCUUCCCUUCAGCACCGUCAGCAGUGUGGUGCUCCUCCUCAUCAUCUUCACCACCUUCUGCGACACCUUCAGUAACCCCAGCAUCGAGCUGGAGCCCAGCAGCCUCUUCAUCAUCGUCAUCAUCAUCUUCUCCAUUCAGCUGAGCUUCAUGCUGCUCACCUUCGCCCUCUCCACCAGGUCGGGGUCAGGAUUCAGCCCCGCAGACACCGUCGCCAUCAUCUUCUGCUCCACACACAAGUCCCUCACUCUGG
Molecule: messenger RNA, 981 nt
Organism: Trematomus bernacchii (emerald rockcod)
Lineage: Eukaryota; Metazoa; Chordata; Actinopteri; Perciformes; Nototheniidae
Gene: slc10a7
Product: solute carrier family 10 member 7
Cellular component (GO): plasma membrane
Source: RefSeq, a predicted model, not a curated record